AUGGAGGAUGAUUAUGAAAGUGUACUGUUGGUUAUUCGUGAAUGCUACGUUUACAAGUUACCUCCAAGAACAUCAAGUAGAGAAUACAGAGCGGCAGAAUGGGGGGAUAUGGAAGCGUUCAUGUGGAAAGGUAGACUUAGGAUCAUAGCCGUAGGCGAAAAGUGCUUCAUCAAGUUAGAGGAUGGAAUAACUGGUCGGCAUGCUCUCAUAGGAAUGGGCUUUCAAGAGCGCUCCGAAGCAUUUGAUUUUCAAGUAGCUCUACAGGAUCACGUCAAACACGUUAAAGCAGAAAGAGAAGCAAUUGAGCAUGCCAAAGUUGCUGCACUAGAACCAAAGAAGGAUUACAGUUUGAAAGAAGGUGAAACUAUUUGUAUUAAUAUCGGACAUCAAAGAAAAUCGAGACCACACACGAUUAGUAAUCUUGGAGGCUCUGAGACAGCUGGAGUAGUUCCACUUUUACCACCGCCACCAUCGGCUGCAUCGAUCAAGCAUAAAAAUAAUUUAUCAAUAUCCUCUGGCAGCAGAACAACCAGAAGGCCACCUUCAAACGAAUUUGGUGAAUUUAAAGCGUUUGAGAAUGAUUCAACUGAUUUUUUCAACAACGCCGGAUAA
Acaulospora morrowiae is the source of this 612-nucleotide messenger RNA. The record is from the annotation of a GenBank genome assembly. Lineage: Eukaryota; Fungi; Glomeromycota; Glomeromycetes; Diversisporales; Acaulosporaceae.